CAAAUCAUAAAUUAAUGGCUGAAAUCAAACUUUGAUGAUGUUAUCUAAGAUUUUGAGACUGCAGGGUCACAUGGAUUUUAGUUCCUAUACAGUGCAGUGCAUUAGCUUGUCUCCUAAAUUUCAGAAGAGUCCCUUAAACACUCCCAUUCACAGUCAUUCUGUUCGGCCCCAAACCUUUGGAUCUCCUUAGUUUUGCCUCUUUCCACCUGUAUGAUGUCUCCUCCCUCCAUCCCAGGAUCAGCUAGACAUAUAAAUACUGAUGUCAGACACUGCUGCCUUUGUUCACUGGCAAAGUCAAACAAAUAUGUUAUACAUCAUUUACUAAUAUAGCUAUUGAAAUAACAUUUUAGGAUACAUUUAAAGUCUUUUUGGUCAGACACUCCUCCAGAGACAAUGACACCAGCCAUCUCCAGAACGGCUGCAGGGGAGAUAAACCAUUGGUGGAGUCAACUUAAAUUCCGCCUUCAGCACAGGAAAGGAUGGAACGAAAUGUUGGACGAGACCUUUCUCAUGCAGACCAAGAGAGAAAAUGACAUUCCCCUGUUUUCCGCCACUAAGGAAAAUAAUACUGCAUGCAUAAAGAAGCUUCUUGACUGCUCAACAACAAAUAUCUUUGAGAGAGGUGAGCUGGGAGAGACCGCUCUGCAUGUUGCUAUGAUGAAUGAUAAUUUUGAAGCUGCAGUGGCAUUAAUGGACGGUGCACCGGAGCUCAUAAAUGAGCCAAUGACAUCUGAACUUUACCAAGGUUUGACUGCACUUCACAUUGCCGCAGUGAAUCAAAAUGUCAACUUAGUCCGAGAGUUGAUAUCUAGAGGAGCUGACGUUGCAACACCAAGGGUCACAGGCAUGUACUUUCGCAAAAGAAGAGGAGGGCUUCUGUAUUUUGGUGAACAUAUCCUGGCAUUUGCUAGCUGUGUGGGAAAUGAUGAAAUAAUCUCAAUGCUGAUAAAGGCUGGGGCCAAUAUACGGGCACAGGAUUCCUUGGGUAAUACCGCCCUGCAUUUGUUGGUGAUGCAGCCCAAUAAAACAACAGCGUGUCAGAUUUUUGAUAUGCUUAUGAUGCGAGAUGCGGAGAUGGACCACGCUGUUCCUCUAGACAUGAUUCCCAACUACAGGGGACUCACACCAUUCAAACUCGCUGCUAAAGAGGGCAACCUUGUGGCUUUCCAGCACUUGGUCAACCGCAGACGGGUUAUUCAGUGGAGUCUAGGGCCGCUGUCCUCCAACCUUUAUGACCUCACUGAGAUUGACUCCAGAGUGGACAACCUUUCUGUGCUUGAGCUUAUUGUCAGCAGUCAGAAAAAAGAGGCCCGGAAGAUCCUCGAGUUGACUCCAGUACGACAGCUUGUCAGACUGAAGUGGAAUCUUUAUGGGAAACAUUACUUCAGGUUUUUGAUGCUGGUGUACCUGGUGUACAUUAGUAUAUUUACUCUGUGUUGCAUAUACCGCCCCCUUAAGGAUCUUCCUGAGAAUUACACACUAGCAGACAGUGACAAAACCAUAAAGAUGCAAAAGACCUUCAUGGAGAGUUAUCAAACGCAUGCAGAUCACACGCGUUUAAUUGGAGAGGUUUCCAGCGUCAUUGGGGCCAUCAUUAUUCUGCUGUUAGAGAUUCCCAGUAUUUUGAGAGUGGGGGCCAAACGCUACUUUGGCCAAAGUGCCCUUGGAGGACCUUUCCAUGUCACUUUGGUUUGCUAUGCAUGCUUGGUUGUGAUUCUGUGUGUUCAGAGGGUGAGUGGAUUGGAUGGAGAGGCUGUGGUGAUGGCCUGGUCUCUUGUUCUCGGUUGGUCCAACGUGAUGUACUUUGCCAGAGGUUUUGAAAUGUUGGGGCCUUACGUCAUUGUGAUUCAGAAGACGAUAUUUGGAGACUUGACAAAGUUCAUGUGGUUGUCCCUCAUAUUUCUCAUUGGAUUUUCUUCUGCCUUGUGGAUGGUAUACAUGACUCAAAGCGCUGACGCUAUACCAGCAUACCGCUCUUUCCCCAUCAGCAUAUUUUCUCAGUUUGAAUUAAGUAUUGGAUUGAUUGACCUGCCAGUGGACCACACCAUCUACACCCAUCCAGUUGUGCACUGUCUCCAUGUCUGCUUCAGCGUGGUCUCCUACAUCCUGCUGUUCAAUCUCCUCAUCGCCAUGAUGAGUGACACCCAAUGGAGGGUCACCCAGGAACGUGAUGAACUCUGGAGGGUCCAGGUAGUGGCCACUACUCUGAUGCUGGAAAGAAGGUUUCCGCUGUGUCUUUGGCCAAGGUUGGGCGUCUGCGGUCUUUCUUAUGGGCUUGGUGAACACUGGUACCUCCGGGUGGAGGAUCGCAAUGACCCAUUGGUCCAAAAGUUGAGGCGCUAUAUCAAUGCAUUUUCCAGGGAUGAUGAAUCGGGAAAAAAAGAGGAAAAUGAUCCAUCUCAAACGAAUUCUGUUGAGAAAAUUAAGCACAUGCCCAGAAGGAAGCCAAAUAAAUGCUGGCAGCUUAUUCGCCAGAGUAUAGAAAGUGAAAAGGAAGAAAAUGUGGAUUGCACAGAUAUCAAAAAUGUCUAAAACAGGUAG
Paramisgurnus dabryanus is the source of this 2541-nucleotide messenger RNA. It is a transcript of the gene trpv6, whose product is annotated as transient receptor potential cation channel, subfamily V, member 6. Lineage: Eukaryota; Metazoa; Chordata; Actinopteri; Cypriniformes; Cobitidae. Gene Ontology annotation, cellular component: plasma membrane. Gene Ontology annotation, biological process: calcium ion import across plasma membrane. Gene Ontology annotation, molecular function: calcium channel activity; protein binding. The record is from RefSeq and is a predicted model, not a curated record.